CUAGUGUUGAGAAAGUUUCGAUCCGAUUUAGUUCAAGUUCAAGAUGAGUGCAAAGUGGGAAAGCAACGAAGAGAUUCAAAUCUUUCGCGAGUAUCUCCGUAUACCGACGGUUCAUCCGAAUGUGGAUUACACCGCCUGCACGGAAUUCUUGAAGCGCCAGGCUGCCAGGCUGGGCCUGCCCGUAGAAGUCAUCUAUCCGGUGAAUGAGCAGAAUCCCGUGGUGAUCCUCAAGUGGGAGGGAUCCCAGCCGGAGCUACCCUCCAUUAUCCUCAACUCGCACACCGAUGUGGUGCCCGUGUUCGCAGAGAAAUGGACCCAUGGCCCUUUCAGUGCUGAUAUGGACGCAGAGGGCCGGAUCUUUGCACGAGGCUCUCAGGAUAUGAAAUGCGUGGGCACCCAGUACCUGGGAGCAGUGCGAGCCCUCAAGGCAUCCGGCUAUCAGCCAAAGAGGACGAUUUACCUCACCUUCGUGCCGGACGAGGAGGUGGGCGGCCACCUGGGCAUGCGGGAGCUGGUGAAGAGCGACUACUUCAAGAAGCUGAACGUAGGCUUCAGCUUCGACGAGGGCAUCUCCAGCGAGGAUGAUACCUACGCCCUGUACUACGCCGAGCGCACAUUGUGGCACUUAAAGUUCAAGUUCAGUGGCACUGCCGGACACGGAUCUCUCUUGCUUCCCAACACAGCCGGAGAGAAGCUGAACUAUGUGGUUGGCAAGAUGAUGGAGUUCCGCAAAUCACAGGUCAAGAAACUGGCCGACGACUCCUCCAUAGACAUUGGCGAUGUGACCACUGUGAACCUUACCCAACUAAGAGGAGGAGUGCAGAGCAAUGUGGUUCCUCCGCUGCUGGAGGCUGUCUUUGAUAUUCGCAUUGCUGUGACCGUGGACAUUCCUGCUUUCGAGAAGCAGAUUCGCGACUGGUGCGAGGAGGCUGGAGGCGGCAUUGAGCUGGAAUUCGAGAUGAAGAACCCCUUCGUGGAGCCAACCAAAAUAGAUGCCUCGAAUCCCUACUGGCUCGCCUUCAAGAAGGCUCUCGAUGACCUUGGCCUUAAGACGCGGGUUCGAGUUUUCCCCGGAGCCACUGACAGUCGUUAUGUGCGCUAUGCAGGCAUUCCAGCUCUGGGCUUCUCGCCCAUUAACAACACCCCCAUUCUUCUCCACGAUCACGAUGAGUUCCUGAAGGCCGACACCUAUUUGCAUGGCAUUGAGGUGUACAAGAAGCUUAUUCCCGCUGUGGCCGACUCCUAAAGAACUGAUUCCAAUAUUUUAAACAACGAAAUUGUGCAUUUUUAUAUUGUUUUCAUUAUAUGUUUUUAAAGCUCUGUAAGAGUAUUGGGUCAAAGUCCCAAUGGCAUAUCAAUAAAGUACAUUUUAAAGACUA
This is a messenger RNA of Drosophila serrata, 1379 nucleotides long. Its product is annotated as aminoacylase-1-like. Lineage: Eukaryota; Metazoa; Arthropoda; Insecta; Diptera; Drosophilidae. Gene Ontology annotation, biological process: amino acid metabolic process. Gene Ontology annotation, molecular function: aminoacylase activity. Gene Ontology annotation, cellular component: cytoplasm. The record is from RefSeq and is a predicted model, not a curated record.